GAGUGGGAGAGUGGACUUUGGAGUGAGGUGGAGUCACGCCUACUCCGCCCCGCGUCCUCCUCGCAUCAAUCACAUCGCAUCAUUGCUGCUGCUGCUUCCACCACCUCUCACUCCCCACUCCACAGUUCCACUCUCUCCCCAGAUGGUUUCCCUCUGACUUCUUGCAAUUCUUGGCUACACCACAGCAGAGAGGAGCGGAAUCCAUGGGGAAAUGCUGGCUCCGGCCGCCGCUGCUCCUUUUCUUGGCGCUGUCCGCGCUUCUUUUGCCCAAGGGGGCGGCGGCGGAGGCGGCGUGCCACCCAGACGACCUCCACGCGCUCAGGGCUUUCGCGGGGAACCUGACCGCCGGCGGGGACGCCCUCCUCCGAGCCGCGUGGUCCGGCGGCUCGUGCUGCGGCUGGGAGGGCGUGCGCUGCGACGGCGGCCGCGUGACGGCGCUUCGGCUCCCCGGGCGGGGGCUCGGGGGCCCCAUCCCGGGCGACUCCCUCGCCGGCCUCGCGCGUCUCGAGGUGCUCGACCUCAGCCGCAACGCGCUCUCGGGGGGCGUCUCCCCCGUCGCCGCCAUCCCCGGGCUGCGCGCCGCGGACCUAUCCUCAAACCUGCUCGUCGGCCCGCUACCCGACCUGGCCGCGCUCCGGGGCCUGGUCGCCUUCAACGCCAGCAACAACUCCCUCUCAGGCGCGCUCGGGCCCGACCUCUGCGCCGGCGCGCCGGCGCUGCAGGUGCUCGACCUCUCCUGCAACCGCCUCGCCGGCGCGCUCCCCUCGCCCUCCACCCCGCCGCCCUGCGCCGCCACGCUCCACGAGCUCCUCCUCGGCGGCAACUCCUUCACGGGCGCGCUCCCCGCGGCGCUCUUCGGCCUCGCCGGGCUGCGGAGGCUCUCGCUCGCCUCCAACUUGCUCGCCGGCCAGGUCAGCGCGCGCCUCCGCGACCUCAAGAACCUCACCCUGCUGGACCUGUCCGUCAACCGCUUCUCCGGCCGCCUCCCGGACGUGUUCGGCGACCUCGCCUCGCUCCAGCAUCUCUCCGCGCACUCCAACGGCUUCUCCGGCUCGCUGCCGCCCUCGCUGUCCUCGCUCUCAUCUCUCCGCGACCUCAACCUCCGGAACAACUCCCUGUCCGGUCCGAUCGCUCACGUCAACUUCUCUGGUAUGCCACUGCUCGCUUCUGUUGACCUUGCAACAAACCACCUCAACGGAUCGCUCCCGGUUAGCCUGGCAGACUGCAGCGACCUCAAGUCCCUCAGCAUUGCCAAGAACAGACUGACCGGGAAGCUGCCCGAGGAUUACAGCCGCCUCCGCUCGCUCUCCAUGCUCUCCCUGUCCAACAACAGCUUGCACAACAUCUCAGGGGCGCUCACCGUGCUGGGCCGCUGUGAAAACCUCACCACGCUCAUUCUCACCAAGAAUUUCGUGGGCGAGGAGCUGCCCACUGACGGCAUUGCUGGGCUCAAGAGCCUGGAGGUGCUAGCCCUUGGUGACUGUGCUCUAAGGGGAAGGGUUCCACAAUGGCUGUCUCAGUGCAAGAAAUUACAGGUGCUUGAUUUGUCCUGGAACCAGUUGGUCGGCACCAUCCCGUCGUGGAUCGGUGAGCUUGACCACUUGAGCUAUUUGGACCUCUCCAACAAUUCCUUGGUUGGCGAGGUGCCGAGGAGUUUGACGCAGCUCAAGAGCCUUGUCACGGCCAGGCAUUCGCCGGGUAUGGUGUUCACUAACAUGCCACUGUACGUGAAGCAUAACAGAAGCACAAGCGGCCGGCAAUAUAACCAGCUCUCCAAUUUCCCGCCUUCAUUGUUCUUGAACAACAAUGGUCUGAAUGGGACUAUCUGGCCCGAGUUUGGCAACUUAAAGGGGCUACAUGUCCUGGAUCUGAGCAAUAAUGUUAUGUCUGGAAGCAUUCCUGAUGCACUCUCCAGGAUGCAGAAUUUGGAGGUUCUUGAUCUCUCCUCCAAUAAUCUCAGUGGCUCGAUUCCAUCAUCUCUCACAGAUCUCACCUUCUUGUCUAAGUUCAGUGUGGCUAACAAUCACUUGGUUGGGCCGAUCCCCAAUGGAGGGCAGUUCUUCACCUUCACAAACGCUAGUUUUGAGGGCAACCCUGGUUUGUGCAGGUCAACUUCUUGCAGCCUGAAUCAGUCUGGGGAAGAAACUAAUGUUAACAACGUCAUGCCGUCUGCAGCAAGCAUCAGGAACAGGAAAAACAAAAUACUUGGAGUGGCAGUCUGCAUGGGGUUGGCACUUGCAGUACUUUUGUGUGUUAUUUUGGUUAACAUUUCUAAAAAGGAGGCAAGAGCUAUCAUCAGAGAUGAAGACGUUGAAGGCGCUUGUCACGACACGUAUUAUUCCUACUCAAAGCCGGUGCUGUUCUUCCAGAAUUCUGCCAAGGAGCUAAGUGUCAGUGACCUUAUUAGGUCGACCAACAACUUUGAUCAAGCCAACAUAAUAGGUUGUGGUGGAUUUGGUCUCGUGUACAAGGCCUACCUCCCAGAUGGAACGAAGGCGGCAGUGAAGCGGCUCUCUGGUGACUGUGGGCAGAUGGAGAGGGAGUUCCGUGCCGAGGUGGAAGCGCUGUCCCAGGCUCAGCACAAGAAUCUUGUUUCGCUGAGAGGGUACUGCCGCCAUGGAAAUGAUAGGUUGCUGAUCUACCCAUACAUGGAGAACAGUAGCCUGGACUACUGGCUGCACGAGAGGGCGGAUGGCGGUUACAUGCUGAAAUGGGAGUCAAGGCUCAAAAUUGCUCAGGGUUCAGCCAGGGGGUUGGCUUACUUGCACAAGGACUGCGAGCCGAACAUCAUCCACCGAGACGUGAAGUCGAGCAACAUUCUUCUGAACGAAGACUUCGAAGCGCACCUGGCUGAUUUCGGGCUGGCAAGGCUGAUACAGCCCUAUGACACUCAUGUGACUACUGACCUAGUUGGCACCUUGGGUUACAUACCACCUGAGUACAGCCAGGCAUUGAUCGCCACCCCGAAAGGGGACGUCUACAGCUUCGGUGUCGUCCUGCUGGAGCUUCUCACCGGUAGACGGCCUGUGGAGGUGUCGAAGAUCAAGGGAUCCAGGGACUUGGUCUCCUGGGCUCUACAGAUGAAAUCUGAGAACAAGGAAGAGGAGAUCUUCGACAGGCUGAUCUGGAGCAAAGACCAUGAGAAACAGCUGCUGUCGGUUCUCGACACGGCGUGCAGGUGCAUCGGCAGUGAUCCUCGGCAGCGGCCAUCGAUAGAGCAAGUCGUCGUAUGGCUGGACAGCGUAUCACCAUAAUAAUACCCUGUGCUAAUUUUCCAGUUCUUUUUGGGUCAAUAUCUAGCUCUUGACAUGGGGUGGUAAACGGUAGCAGUAGAGAAACUAUCUGAGAGCUAUCAAUCUAGAAGAUGCAUCUUAGCUGAUGUAAAUAACCGUGGUUGGUUUCCUUUCAUUAUAAUACAUGGUGACCCGGCAUAACUGCAA
Lolium perenne is the source of this 3440-nucleotide messenger RNA. RefSeq names its product phytosulfokine receptor 2. Gene Ontology annotation, molecular function: protein kinase activity; ATP binding; receptor serine/threonine kinase binding. NCBI's taxonomy places the organism in Eukaryota, Viridiplantae, Streptophyta, Magnoliopsida, Poales, Poaceae. Gene Ontology annotation, biological process: protein phosphorylation. The record is from RefSeq and is a predicted model, not a curated record.